AUGCUCAAAAAUUUUAAUGGAGACGGUACUAAAGUAUUCUCUAAGAAGAAAACAACAUUUAAUAAACCGCAAUUAGAUGCACCUGGCAACUUGAGUGAUGUUUGGACUGUGCUUAGAAAUAUCAAUAAGUUUCAAUUUAGGCCGUCGCCUCCAGCCUCAGAAGAAAGCACCACACCAAUGAAAAAGAAAUCACAGAAAAGAAGACCAAGUCGUAAAGACGCACGAGUGAUUGAGACUUGUCAUACUGAAGAGUUUGCAUACAUAUCUAGUUAUGAAGUAGAUGAUAAAUCUCACCGUACUUUCUCACCAUCCUCUAGUGCAGACCGAAUCACGGUUAUUGACAAACAAAGUGAAUUUAGCAAAAUAUGCAAAGAAUUUGAAAAACGACUUACCCACGAUUUUGUUAAAGACAAUAGUAAUACUGGUAAUCCGAAAAUUAAAAGGCGAUUAAGAAGCCCCAGAAAGAAUAUGAAAGCCUUAACUAAUAUCGGAGCAAAAGAACAUAAACCUACUUUGAAAAAAAAGAAGAAAAAAGCGAAACGCCCUGUCGAUGAACAAAGUAAAAGUGCACCAACUAAUAGCAGCGGAAAUAGAGAUUCUCUAUUGGAUGCUGAGACAUUAAAAAUCUAUUGUAAUUCCGAUGUAUCGUCAAAUAACGCUAAAUUUAAUGACAGUACAUGCCGUAUUGACGGAAGUUUCGUUUAUUCAGAUUAUUCAGGUUCAAGCAAAGCUGAACUUUCUCAAAAACAGGAUAAACUAGAAAAUUUCGAGAAAACAAUAGCAAUUUCCAGUUCUCUAUUAAAUGGCUCAACUCCGGUAGCCGUGAAUAAAGACCAAUUUUUGAUUGCUAGUUCAAUAGCGCCUAAACAAUGUGAUCUACCGAAAAGGAAACCACGAUUGGUCACGACAAUGCCUAGUUCCAAUAUAAUGCCAAAAUUAACUCAAACUGAAAUAAAAAGGAGAUUGGCAAAUAUUAGGUUUCCAAUAGUCAUCUUAGGAAAAGAUCAAGUCAGUUCAGGUAUAAAAGUAAUGGAUCACGAUCCCCCACAAUUCGGUGGCUUAGAAGACCACAUAUGGCCAUUUAUGGUGGAUUGGUCUACAACUACUACGAAAGAUGCCACGCAUAAAGAUGUCACCGUAAACAAAAAAAAUGUUUCUGUUGUGUCAGACACAAAUUCAAUCAAAUCGUGCCAAGCCAGUACAGAAAUGAUCACACGCAAUCGAUCACCGGAAAUUUAUAAAGAGAAGAAACGAAUUAUUAUUGAAACAGCUUCUACAAAUAAAGGGAAGAUUGAGGUUAAAAAGCCACCUUCUCCAGAUAUUUCUGAUAAGAUAUUGCAAUGUUCCAAGAAGCAAAAAUCUAUAGUACAAUUGAAAGACAAAAUGUUGAACUUUUUAUAUAAGAAGACAUCUAACCGAACCAUUAAUCCUAAAUCUGAUCAAAAUGCUCAAAGCAAACCCAAAUGUCCCGUUAUCACUGAAAAACAAUUUGUUGGCACUGAAAUUCAACUGAAGCCUACAAAUCCUUCAGUACUUAACGAGGUGACUAAGAAAAAAUAUUUUCCCAGCUCGAUUCCAACAGUGGGAAGAAACAGGAAACCCCAAAAUUAUACAUAUCCUUGGGCCAAAGCGAAAUGGGCAAGUGACUUCAUAGAAAAUGUUAUUAAGAAAAUACGAAACGGAGUUUAUUACAAUCAAGAACUAAAAGAUUUUAGUCAGAUAUUUCCAAUGGAUUUCAAAGAAGUUUCAGUACAAGUUGGAUCAUCGUGCGAUUCAUCAGAUUUUACACAAACUUUUGAUGGUGAUACAGAUCCUUUGCAAGAUCUUAUAGAACCUCUUGGUAUACCAGGUUUUAAUCAAACACUACCCGUACUUGAAGUCAAAACACUAAACGUAAACCAAAUUACAGUAAAACACCGUGUUACAAAUGUUAUGAUACAGUUUGACGUAACAGUUCCAGCUAAGAAGACCAGAAGAGCCAGUAGCUUCACUAAAGCUUUACCUUUAAUUCCAUUAGAGGUGACCAAUAGUCAUACGAAAGUAUACAAAUGUAAAACAACUAUUUUCAAUGGAAUGCUACCUGCGGAGAUAUGCAGCAUUCUACCGAAAAUAAUGAACAAUAUCAUCCAUUCAACAAAUAAAAACAUAAGCACAGAUCGCAUUUUUCCAAUAUGUGCAACAAAAAACGAGUCUUGUUUAUCCACAAUAACAGAACAAACUCGGUUUGAGAAUGCUGAAUCCUUGAGUCUCAAAUUAUUAAAUAGUAGCCUAACAUCAAAAUUGAGAAUUGUUAAGGGAUGUUUCCCAAAUAAAGUGCACAUUAAACCGAUUGUUCAGAAAUGCGUUUUACAAAUUGAUUACCACAAUUGUUCCGUGGCAGAUCUAUUACCCCAGGUUUCAUUGGAUGAUUUACUUCAGUAUGAAGUGGGUCCAUUAGCUGUUGAACUGGACACUUGCAAAUAUGCACAAUCGCAAUUACCUUCAAACAAACCUCAAGAGGUGUUAAGUGUUACUGAUGUCGUGCCAUCUACUUGCACUACUUUGGCAAUAUACACUGAUAAUAGUAGUAGCACUGACAAAAUUACGGCGGUUCCUUGGUGUUAUGAUCUUACGGAUAUGAUGAAAAAUAUACUGUGUAAUUAUAACUUACAAAUACAGUUUAAUUUAAGCUCGUAUUUUGAAACGGUUAAACUGCAAUAUGAUGGUCAAAAUGUUAAACUAAAUUUGUUGAUCACUAAUUACAAUAGUGUACAAAAAAAUGUCGCGGUGACUGUAAGCAACGUAAAAAUUGCUUCACUGUUUAAAGCUUUCCAUAAAAGCAACGUCAACAAGAGAGUGCGGAGCAAAGCUCCUUUAAAAUGUAUAGAAUACGUAAAUACAGCUUUAGCGAACAGAACGAAAAGCACCGAAGUAAACCAAGUCACAUUUAACAAAUUCAAAAGGAAAGGAUUACAUAGACUUUAUAGAAAAUGUAAAUCGACAACUAAUUUACCGUUAUCAGGAGACAAAAAUCCUAAUACACCACUAAAUAAAAUCACAACUAUGGAUGAAUUCUUUCAAGUUCUUGGUUCCAAGAAAUUGCUUUCUAGUGUAUUUGAUGGGUAUUCUUCUGAGAAAAUUUUGACUUCUAUAAUGGAGAUGAAGAAUUGGAUAACCGAAAUAAGUGCGAAGCAGGCCUUACUGAUAUUAUUACUAACAAAUAAGAAGGAGACGCCUAAUUUAGUGCGAUUCAGGCCAAUAAUUCUGCAAGGCAUCGCAGUAAACAGGAUCACUCGUGCUACUGAAUUAGACAUGGAGAUUGAAGUCAUAGAAAGAGAAAAUUUAAACAAAUUUUCGCAGGUAGUUUUCCACACAAACAUAACGUAUGGAAAAAAUAUUUAUACUUAUAGUAAAUUCGAAGGAAUAUCUUACUUGCCGGCUUCUGUCACGAACUACGACAAUCUUCUAGAAGAGUUGUAUUGGAUAGCUAAGACUACUGCUUCGGAUUAUCAAAGACCUUUUGAUGAGUCUUCAGAAAGGCUUUUGAAAUCUUUAUUGGAAAAACGCAAGAAGCUAAAUCCUUCGUAUCUUCGAGUAAUGGCACGCUAUGUGGGCCUAGGACUACUAAAACCGCCAGCAAAAUGUUAA
Messenger RNA from Spodoptera exigua (beet armyworm), 3627 nucleotides. NCBI's taxonomy places the organism in Eukaryota, Metazoa, Arthropoda, Insecta, Lepidoptera, Noctuidae. The record is from the annotation of a GenBank genome assembly.